This is a messenger RNA of Arabidopsis thaliana (thale cress), 893 nucleotides long. Its product is annotated as SAUR-like auxin-responsive protein family. The record is from RefSeq and is marked reviewed. Gene Ontology annotation, cellular component: plasma membrane. NCBI's taxonomy places the organism in Eukaryota, Viridiplantae, Streptophyta, Magnoliopsida, Brassicales, Brassicaceae. Bases 190 to 615 code for a protein of 141 amino acids. The transcript is spliced from 2 exons. Gene Ontology annotation, biological process: response to auxin.
ACUAACAAGAAACCUGGCAUGUGUUUCUGUCUGGCUUGGUUGCUCUAAAACAAUAAUAGUUUCUCCUUAUAUAUAAUGAAACAAGCCUGUGGGAAUCUUCACCAAUCAUAACUUGCAUUCAAAGAGUUCUACAACACAAGUUAAAAUCUCCUUCUGCUUUCGGAUCUACAAAAUAUUUUCCUGAAAAGAAUGAUGAACACAAAAAAGCUAAUCAAGAUGGCCAAGAAGUGGCAACAAAGAGCAGCCCUCCACAGGAAAAGGAUCUCAUUUCAAAGAUCAAGUAGUGCUACUAGCUCAACCGCUGCAGAGAAGGGUUGUUUUGUGGUUUACACGACAGACAGCACACGCUUUGCUUUUCCGCUAAGUUACCUGAGUAACUCUGUUUUCCAAGAACUCUUGAAGAUCUCUGAAGAAGAGUUUGGCCUCCCAACUGGUGGACCUAUCACAUCGCCAUUCGAUUCAGUUUUCUUGGAGUAUCUCAUCAAAUUGGUCCAAAGACGAAUGGAUGCAGACACAGAAAAGGCUUUGUUAAUGUCAAUCUCUAGUGCUAGAUGUUCUUCCCAAUGCUCUUUGAAACUACAAGAACGUAGUACUCAACAAUUGCUUGUAUUUUAGAGAAUUCGUGUGUAGCAGUUUUUGUGUUUGUAAAGAUUCUACUUUAUUAGAUUAGACAGAAUAUUUCAGAAAUACAAACUAUUCUUUAUGUCUAUCUUUUAGACUGCCUCAUCAAAGUCAACUUUCAUUGUACACAGAGAAAAAUGAGAUAACUUCAACUUCUUGACAUGUUGUGAAGGUUCUAUAACUGUUAUGCUCUGCAACUCUCAGUCAUAAAAAAUGAAAAUCUAAGGACCUACAUGCUCUUCAUCUUUGCUCCACCAGCACAUGCCUUUCUU